AUGGUCACAAGGUUCUCAAUAGGUGUCCUGGUGGUGUUACUUGCUGCUAGGGUAAAUGGUGCUUAUACUCUACUUGGAUGUUACGACUCUUUACCCUCAUCAUAUGAUAAUAAAGGAACCGCGAUUGCCCAAUCGUCCCUGAAGUGUUACGGCUCGUGUUCCGGAUACUCUUACUUUGCAACUUCUGAUGGAGACGAGUGUUAUUGUGGAGAUACUGCUCCUUCUGGCAAUACCUCGGAUGACUGUACAGUAAGUUGUUACGGAUACCCAGGGGAAAUGUGCGGAGGUUCCUCGGCUUAUUCUUUUUACUCCAUGGAUGACAACGACGACAAUUCGUCAAGCUCAGUCAGCUCUACUGAGUCAAGUUCUUCUGAAACCUCUACGAAGACUUCCACAGCCAGUCAGACGUCCUCUUCCUCGACUUCGAGUUCGACUUCGAGUACGCCUACAUCCUCUUCUUCGACUGACACAAGUUCAGGGACGCCAGUGACGACCACUUCAGAGUCUACAAGCUCUUCACAGAAUGUUUCAAAAAUUACUUCGACGGUCUCUCAGUCUACCGGUGGGUACCGUACCUCGGUGAUAUAUAUCACCCACACUGCGUCGAGUUCGCCGUCAGCUUCCACAAAUUCAUCGAGUUCCAAAGCAAACAAAAAGUCCAGCAAUGCAGCCGUGAUAGGCGGUGCAGUGGGCGGAGCUGUGGGAGGUCUUGCAAUUUUGGGCCUGGUUGUUUUCUUAUGUUGCUUCAGGCGGCACCGGAAGACUGCGCAAAGCGGGUUCAACUCCAACGAUUCCUCGGUGGUAGACGACCUGGCCUACGAGGAAGCCCUCAAGGUUGACAACCCCUUUGCAGACGAAUUCCGCAUGACUGACCAGCGACUGAACCCUGUGAUGCUAGACCGAAGACGGAUGAGUGAAGGUUCUCUGGCGGACGCCGCUGACUAUUCUCGCAAGAUACUGCGAGUAGCCAACCCCGAUGAUGAAGAUUGA
Molecule: messenger RNA, 990 nt
Organism: Kuraishia capsulata CBS 1993
Lineage: Eukaryota; Fungi; Ascomycota; Pichiomycetes; Pichiales; Pichiaceae
Exons: 1
Coding region: 1-990 (329 amino acids)
Cellular component (GO): plasma membrane
Source: RefSeq, a predicted model, not a curated record